Molecule: messenger RNA, 2939 nt
Organism: Apis cerana (Asiatic honeybee)
Lineage: Eukaryota; Metazoa; Arthropoda; Insecta; Hymenoptera; Apidae
Biological process (GO): S-methylmethionine cycle
Molecular function (GO): S-adenosylmethionine-homocysteine S-methyltransferase activity; zinc ion binding
Source: RefSeq, a predicted model, not a curated record
AUGAAUGUUAAGAUUUUAGAUGGUGGAUUUGGUGCUCAAUUAUCUACUCAUGUUAAUGAAAAAGUCGAUGGUGAUCCUUUAUGGACAUCAAAAUUUUUGGUAACAAAUCCUAAUGCAGUAUAUGCUACACAUUUGGAUUUUUUAAAAGCAGGUGCAGAUAUUAUUGAAACAAAUACAUAUCAAGCUUCAAUUCCUAGUCUAAUGAAACAUUUAUCUAUAAGCAAAGAAGAAAGUAUAAAAUUGUUACAUAAAGCUGUUCAUCUUGCUAAAACUGCAGUGAAUGAUUAUACUAAAGAAGUUAUAAAUAAUAAUGAUGUUGAGAAUAAAAAUCCUAUGAUUGUUGCAUCUUGUGGGCCAUAUGGAGCUAGUUUACAUGAUGGUUCAGAAUAUAAUGGAGCUUAUGGUAAAAUAACACCUCGUGAAAACAUAAUUCAAUGGCAUAAAUCGCGUAUAGAUGCUAUUAUAAAUGCUGGUAUAGAUUUAUUAGCAUUAGAAACUAUACCUUGCUAUCAGGAAGCAGAAGCAAUAAUUGAACUUCUAAGAGAAUAUCCAAAUACUAAAGCAUGGCUUUCAUUUUCUUGUGAAAGAAAUACACAAAAAAUAGUAGAUGGAAGCAAUUUUCAAGAACUUUCUACACGUUGUUAUAAAACAUUACCAGGACAAAUAGUUGCCAUUGGUGUAAAUUGUAUUGCUCCAAAAGAUGUAACUCCUUUAUUAAAAAAUAUUAAUAUGGGAUCAGGAAAUGAUUUUAUUCCACUUAUAGCAUAUCCUAACAGUGGUGAAAUCUACUCACCAAAUGAAGGAUGGAUAAAAAAUGAAAGUUAUGCACCACUUGAAAAUUUCAUUCCUGAAUGGUUAGAAUUUGGAAUACGAUAUCUUGGAGGAUGUUGCAGAAUGUAUGCAGAGAAUAUAAAAUCAAUUAGGAAAGCAGUAAAUAAUUUCAAGAAAUCAAAAGAGAAAUAAUGGAUUAAUUUUUUUUAAAUAAAAAUUUAAUUAUUUUUGCUUUUUAAAAUUUUGUUAAUUUUAUUUUUAAUUUUAUAUAUAUUGUUUUAUAUAUUUUUUAACAUUUAUAAAUUUUACAUUCUUUAUAAAAAAGCAUAUAUAUAUAAAUUAAUAAAUUAUACAAUAAUUAUUAUUAUUUUAUUUAUUUACAAAAAAUAAAUAUUUUUUUCAAUUAAUAUUCGAAAAAAAAAUAUUUAAAAAUAUUUAAAUUUUAAAGAUAUUCUAAUUACACAUAUCUUGUUAUGCCUCCUUUUGUUAUGAAACAAAUUAUUUAUUAGUCUAAUUUAUUUGAUAUUGCAUUUCAAUGAUAAAAAAAAUCUAAAUUUAUCGCUAUAAAAAGCGUUUAUAACUUUAGUCUUCAAAUUUGUAUAAGAAAAGACAUCAAUUGACAUUGAUUAAUGCUUAUCAGACCAAUGCAAGAUAAUGUUACAUUUAAAAAUGUUGUAUAUAUAUGUAAUAUAUAUAUCACAAAUACGUGAUUUAUCAUAAUACGUACAAUACACGUGACUAAAUCUGAUCUUCUUAGUAUAAAAGCUCUUCACGACGUAAGAACUGUUAGCAUAAUUACAUUUGAAAUUUUGUUCACAUUUUUAUAAUAUUUAUCUCACAGAUUCAUAAUGGACUUUGGAAUAGAUAUAUUUUGUGAAGUCAAUUAUAGAAAUUGUUGCCUCAGACGUUGUAAACACAUUUAAGUGGCCAAGACGUGCGCGAAAUUAUAAAUAAAAAUUUGGUUUUUCCAAUGUGAAAGACGCACCGUUAUUAAGAAAAAUUAUUUACAAUUUAAAAUGAUUAAAAAACAAAAAUAAUUAUAUAUUUUUAUAUAUGUGUGUGUGUAACGAUAUUUUUGAUAUUAAAAAUAUUUAAUAAUUACGAUAAUUUUAAUAGAAAAUCAUGCAAGAAGUGAUGGUAUUAGAUGGUGGAUUUUCUACACAAUUAGCAACUCAUGUUAAUGAUACAAUAGAUGGUGAUCCAUUAUGGACAGCACGUUUCCUUGUUACAAAUCCUAAUGCAAUUAUUUCUACACAUUUGGAUUUUUUGAAAGCUGGAGCAGAUAUAAUUUUAACAAACACUUAUCAAGCAUCUAUUGAUGGCUUUUCAAAAUAUAUGAACAUUACAGAAGAAGAAAGUCUUGAUAUCUUUUCUAAAGCUGUAGAUUAUGCUAAAGAAGCUGUGAAUUUGUAUAAAAAAGACAUAGAAAAUAAAGCUAAUGUUAUAAAUGCAAAUCCAUUGAUUGCUGGAUCAAUUGGACCAUAUGGAGCUUGUUUACAUGAUGCUUCAGAAUAUAGUGGCAAAUAUUGUUCAAAUGUAACAGAAGAAUUUCUUAUAAAUUGGCAUAGACCACGUAUUCAAAAAUUGAUAGAUAAUGGUGUUCAUAUAUUAGCUAUAGAAACAAUUCCAUGUAAACAAGAAGCAGAAGCAUUGAUUAAAUUAUUAAAAGAGUAUCCAAAUAGUAAAGCUUGGUUAUCUUUUUCAUGUUGCAAUGAUGGAAAAAGUAUAGCAGAUGGAACUAAUUUUCAACAAAUUGCAAUGCAAUGUUAUAGAAAAGCUUUACCAAAACAAAUUUUAGCAAUUGGAGUCAAUUGUACUGCACCACAAAAUGUAACUAAAUUAUUAAAAGGAAUUAAUGAAAAUAACAAGCAAGAAUUUGUACCAUUGGUAGUAUAUCCCAAUAGUGGUGAAAAAUAUACAAUAGAAAAUGGUUGGAUAAUAAAAGAUGAAGAAUGUUCUUUACAUGAAUUUAUAUAUGAGUGGCUUACUUUAGGUGUUCGGUAUAUAGGUGGAUGCUGUAGAACAAAUGCCACUGAUAUAAAGAAAAUACGAUUAGAGGUAGAGAAAUGGAAAAGAAAUUAAAUGCUUAAAUUGUAUUAUAUGUUGUAAAUGUGUAAUAUAUAAAUAAUCAUACAUAAUGCAAAAUAAAAAUAAAUCAAAAAUUCAAA